AGGUUACUCGAUAUUUGAGUGUUCUGAAGCCAAGUGAUCCCGACCCAAAAAAACGCUUACGUGUUUUCAAACAAAGGCUGCAGUCGUUUGAAUUACUACCAUUGAGAAAAAGGUAAAGUGUUUUCAUAGGAAGCAACAAGUUAAAACAUUUUAAACGCCCGGCAAAAAAAUCCUUUUUCUCGUAAGCGCCUAUUGUACUGAAGAUCUCCAAGCCAAUUGCAUUUUCUAGUCUUUGUCUUAUCUUACCAAUGACCAUAUUUAGUCUUCAGAUGUUUUUUUUUUCGACGCUCGAACGCAUGCCUAUGUACCGCUCACUCCCUAAAAGCUCAUGUUUUGGUUUAUUUGCUACGUACAUAGUUUUUAUUUUUAUGUUUAAAAUUUUCAAAAGUAUGUCAAGUUGUCAAAAAAUGAAGAACCGAUAUUCAUGCAUCAGUACGUAGGUGAUUAUAUUCGCCAUGAAGAAACGAUUAUCUACUGUGUGCUAAUUUCGUAAUGCAUCAUACUGGCUCUUCAGCAUUUCUUAUCAAGUAAAUAAUUUGUUGAUAUGUCCUCACACAUUUCAUUUUGCGGUUAUCUUACCAUCAUUUACCUUCUACAUUUUCGAGACCCCAAGACAGACAUAGAAAAGUUGUAUUUUACCUCAAUGACUGAUUUGUUGAGCCGUGACCGAGCCUGGGCUCUGAAUCAAAGUUUAAGCACCAUCACGAGAAGCCCGCGUCUUCUUUGUUUUAAGCUUUGGAUUACUCCAGCACCGUUCUUUAAACUGCAUCAAGAUGCCUAAAAAAUCCAUACAUGAAAUAAUAAAAAACCCUCUCCCUUAAAUAAAUGAAUGUAAGAAAUAUUAUUCGACCACCAUAAAUUCAAAGUUGUAAAUCACCCAUUUGUUUCACUUGAGUCAUCGAGACUUUGUUAAAAUUCAAAACGUUUGGGCCCUCGAAGAUCUUCACUCGCAGCUCAACACCAAUUGAUGAUAGAUAAGUGACAAGCAGAAAUUUUCGAUUGACUUUCUCAGCUAGCUGUUAUGUAAAGUCGAUGCUUUGGCAGUCAUAAUUGCAAUGGGGUAAUCAUUUGGCGGGAUGCCUGUGAGUCAGUGUCUUCUCUUAUUAAUCGCUUCGUAAAAUAAAGCAAAGCGGCUAUACAUGUUCUUAAAUCUCAUCUCAAGUCAUACAAAGUUUGUUAACAUUCAAAGGCAAGAGGUUUCACCGCCAGUCUUAAAAAUACUGUCUUCAUUACUGAUGCGAUCGAGACUAUUAUCAACCAGACUUAUCAAAACCUAAACUACAGUGAUACAUUAGACAUUAUAUGAUAAAGGUAAUAUUUGCAACCCCAGUGAUUGAUGGAAAGCAAGCAUUUUUUUUUACCCUACUUAGCAGGCGUGUUAACAGGUCAAAGGAAGGGCUGUGUAUAAUACUGGGACGGGGACAAGGGGACGGGGACAUUGGGACGCGUGUGUCAGUGGGGACUUGUGACUCGGGGACUCGAGACGAGGGACUUGAGAACAUCAAGUAUGAGACGCGGGGACGUAGGAGGUCAAAUACAAGGACGCGGGGACGUUAAUGAAUAUUGCAAAAAUCGGAGGUAAAUGUGAUAUCUCUUUCUUCGUGAAAAGGUGUUAUUUAUGGUCAACAUUAGAUUCUAUCGUCCAGAACCACAUUGGACACCUUAUGAUGUUUACACAAAAUAUUUCGUCGCGUUAACUAUCCUGAUUAGGGUUGAUUUCCAGUGUCGCGUAAUUUUCCCGUGCGUACGUACGUCAAAUUUACGUUCGCAAAUUAAAUAGAGGCAAUGUAUGAAAGGUCGCACGUAAGUGUAAAAGUAGAACCUCGCUCAACUUCACGUUUAAUCUCGACACUUUAUGUCUUGCCUCGAUUUUAUUAACGUGAUUAAAAUUUACGUGCGUUAACGUGCGUAGCCAAAAAUGCGUUAGCGGAAAUCAACCUUUAAGUACUGUUGGCAGGCAUUUACUGUUAGGUUCGCAAAUUAAAUAGAGGCAAAUUAAAUAGAGGCAAUGUAUGAAAGGUCGCACGUAAGUGUAAAAGUAGAACCUCGCUCAACUUCACGUUUAAUCUCGACACUUUAUGUCUUGCCUCGAUUUUAUUAACGUGAUUAAAAUUUACGUGCGUUAACGUGCGUAGCCAAAAAUGUGUUAGCGGAAAUCAACCUUUAAGUACUGUUGGCAGGCAUUUACUGUUAGGUUUGCCGCUAAAAAUAUUUGAAACAAAAUAAAUAUUGUUACAAUAGUUGAACCCCCCGUGGUGUAGUGGUACAGGCGAUAGAUUUCGGAGCUAACACUUCGGGAUCGAAGCUCUCUCUUAUGCUACUUAAUUUAGUUUCCUUUUCUUAUUUAUUUGGAAUCGAAUGCUGUUAUUCUAUAUAAAUUUUGGCGACCGCAACCUACCCUACCCUACUUAGGGCUCCAAUAUUCCAUCAAUAGGAAGACCAGGACAGUGGUUUCACUUUCUUCAAUGCAGGAGGUCUUCGCAGAGUCUUUGCUUCGUAAACAGGCAUGGAGGAACCGUAAGAAGGGUAGGGCGGGCUGCCUUCACCAAAACAUAUUCACGAGGAAAGUGACUGAAAUCGCAUUUAUCGCAAUAAUCAUUCACAUCCGGCGGCCCCCGCGUCCCUGUAUUUGACCUCCCGCGUCCCCGUCCCACAAGUCCCCGCGUCCUAUACUUGAUGUCCCCAAGGCCCUCGUCUCGCGUCCCCGAGUCACAAGUCCCCACAUACGCGUCCCAAUGUCCCCGUCCCCUUGUCCCCUUCCCAGUUUUAUACACAGCCCAAAGGAAGUCAUCUUUACCUCCCUGCUAAUUAACCUGUUGGUUUACCUGCCACAUACUGGGUUACAUUUUAAAUUGUCUGUAUAUUAACUUAACAUAAAUGUUUUAUUUUAGUUUAUAUCGGUAAAAAGGAAAUUAUAAGGUUUCCAUUUUCGCUAUUUAUGGUCCAGAGCAGUGAAAUGGCUCUUUGAUGAGCUUGUUUGGUGAAACAAACAUAUUUCUAGUGAGAAUUUCCUCAGAAUUAUGGCAGUUAAAUUGUAGGCACAAAAAAGUAACAAAAUAGUGUAAAGUUUUGUUAUUGUUACAGGGCUGUUUUGAUGCCCAACUUGUAUAAUAUAUUAUCAAUGUUUGCAGCUGCAGUUUGCUUAGAAUCAACACGAUCGCAUGCAUAUACCCUGGGUAGCUAUAAUAGGCACUAGGAACAGUCAGCAAGAACUUUCCGUAUAUUAAUAUUGUAGCAUGAUGUAUUUACUUGUGAAACUUACGUGAGUAUUUUCUUCUUUGGUCGAACCUAGAAAUCUCCAUUUUAUUUUGCUUUUUUCUUUAACAGAGGCUGUUUUGAUCCUAAACUUGUUUCAUAUAUUAUACUCUUACUCUACUGCCAUCUCGGAUAGGAAACAAUAUGGCUGCGGGCAUGUGGCUUGUUUACGUUAUCUUUCAUAGAUAACGAACCGAGAAGGAAGGAAGUUAUAUUUUUAGUGAGCAUCUUCAUCCAAAUUUCCACCAAAAAAUGGUUUUUUUAUUAUCUGUUGUUUCCUUAUGACUUAAUUUCUAUUUGUCGAUUUUCUCGAAGUAACCGUUAUUGUACAUAACACCACUGUCAUGUAAGGGGCUUAAUCGCGAGCAAUUACCAAAUAAAGGACGCUUGGUACAAGCUUGGGAAAUAAACCAAUUCACACCCUCAUGUUAAGCCAUCUUUAUGACCAAUAAGCUUGCGAUGUGGCAAAUUGUGUUUAAUUUCCCAGCACGCACAUUUACAUAUUUUCCCAGCUGCUGGAAGUUAUACUGUCAACGAAAAAUAAGCGUUUAUGCUGACGACCGAGACCUACAAAUCAACCAACAAAUUUUUAAAGAUGAGCUGAUUUUAAAACUCGACACUCAAAGUAAGUAAAAUUAUAACAGUCCGUUAACUGACAAAUCAAAACGAAGACAGUGCUUAAUUAUUUUGGGCAGAAGGACCCAGAACAUGUUUAGGUAUAGUCGUAUUAAGAUUCAAUAACAAUCCCAGAUCAGUUUAAAAGCUUUUUUCUCAGUUCAUUUGCCUAAAUCAGCCUACUAGUUCUUUCCAUUGCAGUACGAUUUUCUUGGGCUUUCUCAGCAUUUUAGUUUUAUUAUCCUCAUCGCCAACCACGUACUUGGUUAUUUUACCAGUAUAACAAAAACAGUGAUCUCUAACGCUGUUGAGUGGUUUCCGGAUUCAGGCAUUUUUAAAGUCCCAACAAACGUCGGACGUCGGUGUUCCUCCAUAGAUACAGCCAAGACUCGUGUAGUUCACAGUGUUUAAAUGGAAGAAAUUCCUGAAGUGUAAUUGGCAGUUGUUAAUCGUACACGGGCCUCUACAAGUAUUUGCAUUUGUACAAAACCAUUCCGUAAUUAGUACAGGCGAAGACUAUACUGGGCCAAUACAGAAAAAAAAAAAAAAACUCGGCGCCGGACAACAAGAAUAAUUUUUUUCUUUUUGUAUGUUUUCUUAGUAUUCUUUGGUGCACGUUAACGUUGGAAACUUUGGCAAGCAAAAUGAUGAAAAACAGUUUUUUGUAACCGGUGGCAAUUUUAAGUAAAAGUAAGCACUCUGCAUGACAACUUUUUUUUUUAAGGUAUCCAUAUCCGAAAAUAAUUUACAACCCAGCAUAAAGAAAUUGCUCACUGAAAGAAAAAUAACAACAAAUAAACAUCAGCACUGUCGGUCACUAUUUCCUUGUUUUGCUGUUUUUGUUGUUUUCUCCUCCCUAUUUAAGUGUGGAUGAAUUUUUCAUGACUAUUCUUGUUAUACAAGUUUGGAUAAUCCGAUCUUCUUACAUAUCUAUUUAUUUCGGUAUUUAUUCAUAGGGAAUUGUCGUUUGCUAAAAUUUGAAUAGCGUAAACACAUUUGACUUGAAUUUAAUAGAAUCGUCACAGCCCAGGGCUAUAGAAAUACUGCUUGCAAACAAAGCAGGAACUAAGACAAUUUGAUUGAAAAGCAUAUAAAUCAAUUAACUGUUUUUGCCCUCGGAAAUUACCCGCAGUGUAAUCGCGGAGAUCGCUAAAUGAAUUUCAAAAUCACCGAACAGUUCAAAACAGUUUCACCAGAAAUUAAGGCUGAUUUUACGAUUUGUCGUAAGUUCCAACAAAAGGUGCAUAUUUACAUCAACCGUGGAAGCUAAUUUGGUUAAAACCGACCUAUUUAUAGGAAAGAUUUUCACCUGGUAAAGCCUUCCGAUGUUGUAAUCAGCUGAAUGUAACUGAGUACAGCAGGCAAAAGACACUUUUCAAAUAUAAUUGAAACAAGUUCUAGUAUUUUGAUUGAAGUUUACUUCUUGUUACACCUCAUGAAUGAAGCGAAAUCAAAAGUAACGCCAAAGGCGCUGGACAACAAUUUUAAAAGAAAUUUGUAAAUUUAUGGUAAUGCAGGUGUCUGGGCACACAAACGAUGAAAAAUAUUUAUCUAUUUUCGAUGAGUUAGCGGCGGAAAACUGCUGCACCUAACAGCCUAAUAAUAAGGAAAUAUGGUGCGGUACAUUUUCACACGUUUUAGAUUGCUUUCUGUAAUCAGUUUUCGAUUCUUUUGAAUGAUUAAUUCAAUCACUUUAACUUGUUCAUUCUGCUCAAUUUCAAAAUCUUUGCGGUUUUAUCAUUCAAAAUAGCCAUUUUCUAUAUAUUAUCUCUGUUUAAAUUAACAUCAGCACAAGAACCUUUACAAAAACAUGAUUAUACAUCAUAUUAAUUCUACUCUACCAAUUCCAAGGAAAGACAACGUUUUCCAAAAAGUUAUUAUGAAGAACUCUAUUUUCGGCCAUUGCGGGAUUACAUAAAAAGUUUAACUGUUGUCGUUUGUUUUAUUCUCUUUUAUUUUAGUUCAGGUUUUAACUUACCGCCUAAGGAUGUUAUAAAAUAGCAUUUCCAGACCCUAAUAUAAUUAUAUUCCAUUAAUUACGCUCAGGCGUUCUUAUUGGGCGUGUUUAAUUCGGUCAAUUCUCGCUAAUUUUACAAAGUGUCACAAAAUUGGUCUAAUACUACAAUCUCGAAACAUUUGGCUACAAGGACCCGAUACUGCCAUCUGAUCAAUAUUUCAAAGGUCUCAUAUCACUGGUUAAGGAUUUAAAAGCUGCCUAAAAUUCUUUCUUACUCUUAAAAUUUUAAUAUUACAAUCGCUGAUCUUCCAUAAGCCAAGUUAUGCUCAUAACUAAUCCCAUGUUGUUAUUCAGUUAGAGAAAAAGAGAAACACCGCCGAAAAGUAGUUUUGCUUCUAGAUAAAAGAAUUUCCAUAAUUCAUAAAGGCGACUGAUUUAAUUCUGCAAACAUUGACAGAUCGAAUUCUUAGCAAUGCUUUAUUUGAACACGGCAUCCUCGAUGUUUACUAACAAAAAAGCCACGACCGUGGAAAAAUAACAGCAGAAACAUUCCAGCUUAGCAUUCCGCAGAGGGUUAUUUCCUGAGCGUGUCUGACUAAACUGCGCGUUUCGCUUUAAAAUAAAUUACACCGGCUUAGAGUUUUCAAGAAGUAUACUAAUUGCAAGUCUUUUCGGAACCUUCAACAUAAGCACCGGAACCAAUUUACAAAGUCGACAAGUCAUUUUUUAUUUCUUUCCGCUUCGUACAGUUUUGCUAGCCUAUAUCAAAAGAAAAACAAUUCUUUAUUUUCGUUAGCUGCCUACAUUUCUUGUCAACAGUAUAUUUGGCAAACGGUGAGCACGUGAUUCGUUUUUUCGAGAGUCAAAACCCACUCGUGCGGUCGAUUGUGAUCACAUUUUUAAUAAGCCCCUUAAUAAGCUGCUGUCUUUCACUUUAAGACCAGAUUAAUGUAUGCGUUGAUCGUUAGUUAUUGAAAACAAAGCGUUUAGCAUGAGUUGCUCCGGAUUCUUUGAGCAGACGGGAAAGAUUCGGAGGAGUUUAAUUCUCAGGCUCUUGGGUCAUUCACUGUAGAUCGCUCUAUGAACCAAUGCGUUUCUGGGAACACUGGAAAACACCGCUUAAGAGAAAAAUUCUACCCCUUAAAGGUAUUUCGAUGGUAUUUGUCUAGAAUUGUUAAGCAUCUGUCUGUUAAAAUGCAACGAACGUUUCCACCUAUACUGUAUUGAGAAAACUACGUCUUGGUUUGUUAUGAGUAAAUGUUAAUGACACCGUUUCAAGGUAUUUUGCUUCCGAAACCACAAUCAAAGUAAGCUGUCAUGAACCUUUCCUUCAUCGAUAAAUCAUUUUUGUUGUCAAGCGUUUUCGUCCUUUGAAUGAUUUGUUGCCAAAAAGGUAAUUCCCGCGAUAAAAUAUUUCCUUGAAACAGCUGGGUUCUAGUGUAAGGUUAGCGUACUGAUAACUUCAGUUGACGUUAGGAGCAGAUUCAUUUGCACUUAACAGUUAGUCGGGUUUGGCCUUUACUGACGAUCUGUCGUGCUUGUGAAGUUUACUUUAUUACGUUUGCUAUCAUCGUGAUUAAAUGUUGACCAUAUGUUGGUGUCAGUAAAGUAAACGACAGGGGAACAGCUCCAAACACAACGACAGGAUUGUCAAAGAGCCUAUUUGUUCCCGAUCGCCUGAGUCAUGCGUGUCGGCAAAAAGAUCCCAAGUGGCAGAUUGUUACUUUUUUCAUAUUAUUUUGACAAUAAAUACUUUUGCAUUCCUUCCUAUUUACAGAGACGCAAUUUGAACAGUGUUUAGUUCAAAGUAAAUAGAUAUAGAAGAUAUAAACUCCCUUGACAUGUUAUCCGCUCAUUUGGGUCGAUGGUGUAAUUUUGAGGCAUAUUACUGUGUCACUUGGGCCUUCUAAUAUUUGCCAAGACUGCGGAUACCUGUCGUAAUUUUCAAUACUAUAUAGUAUUAGGUAAAAAAAAAUUAACUAGACCCAUAAUUUGUUUGUAUAUAUAUAUUUUUUAUAUUUUAGUCUUCAAGAAUUUCACAAAGAUGAACAAUUCCACAGCCGAGCAAGUGGAUUCGGGCUUCACUUAUAACACCAGCGCAGGCAAUAUUACCGCAGCAUUUUUCGUUGCCGUUUUAAUGCUGCUGACUUUGGUAGGAAAUGUCAUGGUAUGCGCCUGCUUUUAUUAUUACCACGACCUAAGAACAAUAUGCAAUUACUUCAUCAUCAGUUUAAGUGCGGCGGACAUCCUGGUAGCGCUACUAGCCAUGCCAUUCUGGCUGGUAUUACAGUUAACAGACAUGGAUGAGAAAUCCAAGGGUGUGUUUUCAGCGGAGCUGUACUUGUUCUGGGCCAUUAUAGACAUCUUGGUUGGUUCAGCCUCCAUUAUGAAUCUUGUUGCCGUAAGCUUUGACCGUCACCUGGCGAUAACAUCCCCUUUUUCCUACAACGAAGUAAUGACUUCCUCUAGAGCUACAGCCAUGAUAGUUGCUCUAUGGGUGUUCUCUCUGGUACUGUGUAGUCUUCGAGGUCUUCCAAUGGCCAGUACAAGAUCGUUCCUCCUUCCAUAUCAACUUGUCGUCGUAGCCGUCAGUUUUGUAGUUCCUCUGUUGCUCAUGACCGUUAUGUACAUGAAAAUUUACUUUGUGGCAAGGAAUCAAGCGCUCCGCAUUGGACGAAACUUCGCGAAAGACAUGAAGGCAACCAAGACUGUAGCCAUUGUUAUUGGCGCGUUUGUUGUUUGUUGGAUGCCUUUCUUCGUCAUUGUUACCAUAUACGCGUUUAAUCCUCUUUAUUACGUACCCAUUGACUUUUAUAAGGCAAUCAAGUGGAUGGAGUACCUGAACUCCUUCUUGAACCCAAUCAUUUACACAUGCUUAAACCGUACGUAUCGUCGAGCCUUCAAGAAACUUCUUAUUCGUUCCACCUGUUGUAAAAGGCUUGGCCCAGGUUCCGAACCUCUCAGUUGCGCUCACUCCACUAAGAUGUCAUUUCAUAAAACAAAAGGAGAGUCACUGUCACACAGUUCUUCUUCUAUUUCUGAGAAUGGAAAUGUUUGUCUCCACAGAAAAGACAGUGCAGAUACUGGAAACAACACUCAUGCUUGUCGUGUCUGAGCCACACAAGCUCCUCC
Messenger RNA from Porites evermanni, 8959 nucleotides. NCBI's taxonomy places the organism in Eukaryota, Metazoa, Cnidaria, Anthozoa, Scleractinia, Poritidae. The record is from the annotation of a GenBank genome assembly.